This is a messenger RNA of Cladophialophora bantiana CBS 173.52, 393 nucleotides long. RefSeq lists its product as uncharacterized. The record is from RefSeq and is a predicted model, not a curated record. The transcript has 2 exons. Lineage: Eukaryota; Fungi; Ascomycota; Eurotiomycetes; Chaetothyriales; Herpotrichiellaceae. Bases 1 to 393 code for a protein of 130 amino acids.
AUGUUGCCGUUGAGGCGAGCUCCCACACAUGGGAGGAAAUGGCCGGAUGGAGCUCUUCCGGGCAGGAUCCUCCCAAUAGUGGAAGAGUUCGACAAGUCGACGCAGAGCACAAGGCCAGCACAAGACCGAGUCCUGCACGGACGCAUCACAAAGAACGAGGUGGUGAAGUCAGCCAAUGUUGAUGAAAGCCCAAAGGUCUCUGCAGGUACGAAAGAGAGUGGUUCACCGUGGCUUGACACACUUGAAACUAAAGAUGAGUGCUUUCAAGAAGAGAUCCAAAGAUACGGUCGUGAAGGGGAAGGCCGCGAUAGUGAUGGGACUCCAGAGAAAGGCAUGACGAUGACGACUGCAGAGAUCCCCAUUCCUGUUCGCUUGCAUGUCGCAUUCAAAUAG